AUGGAUUAUUCAGAAAAUAUUCCCUCCAAUGAUCAAAACAAAAACCUCACUACUGUUGCACCACCACCUCCUUCAUUUUCGUACUUGACAAGAGAUCAAGAGCACGAGAUCAUGGUCUUUGCUCUACGACAAGUCAUAUCGAACUCAGGAGGUGACACGUCAUCAUCAAAGUUGAUCGCCGGCGAAGCUCUUCCACCACCGGACGCUGGUCCUUGUCCUCUAUGCGGCAUCACUGGUUGCUUCGGCUGCGCAUUCCCACGACAGUUAGAAGAAGUAAAGGAGAAGAGGAAGUACAAAGGAGUGAGGAAAAAGCCAUCGGGUAAAUGGUCGGCGGAGAUAUGGGAUCCGGUUUCAAAAGAAAGGAAGUGGCUUGGAACGUUUCCGACGGCGGAGAUGGCGGCGUUUGCUUACGAAAAGGCGGCAGCUGAGUUUGUCGGGAGAGUAUCAGCGAGACAGCGAGGUUGA
Molecule: messenger RNA, 465 nt
Organism: Thlaspi arvense
Lineage: Eukaryota; Viridiplantae; Streptophyta; Magnoliopsida; Brassicales; Brassicaceae
Source: the annotation of a GenBank genome assembly